This is a messenger RNA of Aaosphaeria arxii CBS 175.79, 1439 nucleotides long. RefSeq lists its product as uncharacterized. The transcript is spliced from 2 exons. Lineage: Eukaryota; Fungi; Ascomycota; Dothideomycetes; Pleosporales. The record is from RefSeq and is a predicted model, not a curated record. Bases 396 to 1148 code for a protein of 250 amino acids.
GGCUACUUUACACUGAUUGUAAGCAAGUUCGUUAAGAGGUACCUAGUUAUCCUUCGCGCAGUGCAUGAUGUCUACGCUCCACUCCUCAUCAUUGGACCAAAUGUGGUGGUUAAGCUUUCCCAGUAGUGGGACGAUCUCUAGAUCUGGCGCUAAAGCUGCAAAGGCCGCAUCUACAUGUGAGAUCUAGACGCAUCGAAUAGCAUCGCCCGGGUGGAAGACAGCUGGCAACGUCAUAGGCCGGGCGCUUUCGAAGUGCUUACAGUACAUGUAGCUAGCAACAUAAGACUGAGAAAGCUGGACAAGCGUCUCUACCCCUCGAUUAUCGUUCGAUGUUCACAUGAGGGGAAGCAGUAGUAGACUUCUUGUUACCUGUGUAUUUAAGUAAGAGCUGAACGAUGAGUACCCCGCCUGUUGAAUUCAGCUCUGCGGCCCUUCAGACCUCGGGCACUCUCGUACCUGUACCUCCGAUCGCCGAGAUAGCAUCUACAUCGCGGAUCACAAAGGCAGCAGACGACCUAGCAUCACGGCUUACGACUGCGAGGGUCACAGAUAGAAUAGAGCCAAGCUACUGGUGGGAAAUCGGACUGUCGACCUUCGCGAUGGAGAGCUUGACGCCUGUCGUUCAGGCUGUUAGUAUACUUGCCUCUGCGAUAGCUGCUGGCACGAACAUCAGUACGUCGAUCCUCACGAUCCCGGCGCUGCUCCAAACGACAGACGCGAAUACGCUCGCAAGACAAUGGCACAAGUUGUACACGGCCGGCAUUGUACCCAUGAUAUCUCUUGCGAUGGGCUCAUCGGUGGGCUUCGCGGUGCUGGCUUGGAGGUCGACGCUCGCGCCUAGGCUUGCGGUGGACGGAUACGGGGUGAGCAAUGUGAGGAGGAACUUGUACGUGGGCGCUACGGUAGCUAUGGCGGGACUGGGACCGUAUACGUUGGGGUUGAUGGGCGGUGUCAUUCAGGAGCUUACGGUUAGGGCGACGGGGCGGGCGAAAGGUGUGAGCCAGGUUAAGAAGGGUGGUGCUGCUGCUACAAAUUCUGAGCUUGUGGAGACGCGACAGUUGGUGGAGAGCUGGGGGAGGUUGAAUUUCUGGAGGGGGAUCAUGCUGUUGACCGGGGCCGGCAUGGGAGUCGCGGCGACGUUGAGUUGAAUUGAGCGUAGUGUUCGGGUUUGAGGAGGAAGGGAGAGAGGGUGAUCGACGAAGAUGUGCGAGUAGUGUUGACGUUGCUUUCUUUCGUCCGUGAGUACCUACAUACACCAAUAAUGCGAUGAUGAUAGAAAAACGAGUGGGUAUCAUCACGUGAUAUAUGGGGUUAGUUCCAACACGAAACAACUCGUCGUAGGCCUCGGCUUUCAACAAUGCCCGAAGUAUGAGUCUGCUUUACAAUUCGAAUUGCGAAUUCUGACAACAAUGAUGAGAUUUUGAGCGAUAUUUUGUCGA